Molecule: messenger RNA, 190 nt
Organism: Parnassius apollo (apollo)
Lineage: Eukaryota; Metazoa; Arthropoda; Insecta; Lepidoptera; Papilionidae
Source: the annotation of a GenBank genome assembly
AUACAGUGAAUACUUUGUUUUGUGCUCGCAUUUAACCCUAAUGACGCCCACUAGACCCGUGGUCACCGAUGACCAUUUCGAGGAGAAUUGUGUUUCUCCGACAUCAGAAGUGGGAUCGAUGCAGGCACAAAACGCUGAUAAAUGGAUCGAGGCGAACGACGGUUUACGCGCUUUAUUUGAGGCGCAGUAA